Messenger RNA from Lolium perenne, 1017 nucleotides. RefSeq lists its product as uncharacterized. The record is from RefSeq and is a predicted model, not a curated record. Lineage: Eukaryota; Viridiplantae; Streptophyta; Magnoliopsida; Poales; Poaceae.
AGACGGAGGAGGAACAGAAUAAGAAAGAUAAGGAACAAAAUCGCAUGGAGAAGGAACAAAGGCUUAAGGAGGAAGAAAGGGCGGAGAUCGAGGCAGCAAGAAAGGAAUAUUUGAAGAUUGUACUAUCAAGAAUGAAAUUGAUGAGGAAGGUCGGCCGUCCUGCCACUCUCAUGCAUGUACUGCAAGAACCUGGACGCUCGUGAAUUGCUCAGUCGCAACAGCAACUGUGAUGAAAUCAAAUGGGAAAGCGGGCCUGUUGAUAAGGAGAUUUUGCUUGAGAAAGAGAGAGCCCUCUGGAAUGCUGCUAUGGAAUAUCGGAAAGUUCAAAACAUGGACUCUGAAUAUGAUUUGGUUGCUAGCAAGAUGACCUUUUUUCCUAUACUGUCUAAUAAGUGCAUGUGGUACCACUGCAAUCUUGUGGGCUGUAAGAGAGAAACUCCUUCAAAAGUGAUGCGACAGUAUUUCUUUCUUGAGAUCAACAGGACUCAAGGGAAGACUGACACUGUUACAGCAUGCAUUGCACUUGAUGAUGACGUCGACAAUACCUGUAACGCAUGUCCUUCCCAUAGUGGCAUUUUGCAUCCCUGCAAGGGGGGGAGUGCUCCGGUGUCCCCUCCUAAGCCAAUCAAAUUGAAGCGGCAACUGGCGGCGCGCGUCUACGACGCGGCCGUGUGGCGAUUCCGGCGGCCACGGAGCGACCUCAACUUCCAGGAUGUCGAGUCGCUGGAGGAGCCAGAGUUCCUAGCGGCCGCGCCGGGCCUCGUCAACGAGGAGGACCGUCGCCGCUACCAUCAGGCGCACCACCGAAUCGCCAUCGCCGAGCGCGACGAGGAGCUGAUGCGCCAGUGGAAGGCGCAGUUCCUCAGUGACAUCGACAACACGGAGGCCUUCUUCGCUGACCUCAGGGCGCAGCGUAGGUCAGCCAGGCGCCGCCGUCGCGCCACCGCCGAGUUCGAGCUCGACAAUGACCCUCGCUGGGACGACGUUUGGACUGAGGCAAAGGUCAAGGCAGUAUGA